AGACCCCCACCCGUUCGCCUAAUCACCUUCGAUGCAUUCGGUACCCUCUUCUAUCCUUAUCCUGCCAUCCAGCAGCAAUACGCCUUGGCUGCUCAAAGGCACGGCAUCAACAUCUCCGCCGAUGAACUCAAGCCUCAUUUCAAGACUGCCUUCAAGCACGUUAUCAAGCGACGGCCCAAUUAUGGACGCGGUCAGGACGAAUCAGGAUUAUCCGAGGAUUGGAGAGGAUGGCAGGGAUGGUGGCACGAGUUGAUCCAUCGAACGUUCGUUCACGCGAAUGGCAAGGAACCGCCAGUUGCACUUGGUCAUGAUCUUCUACACCGUUUUUCGUCCUCGGAGGGGUACAAGUUACACACCGAUACACUGCCGCUUCUCAAGUACCUUCACCGCGAACAUCCGUUCGUCGUUCUCGGGGUCAUGUCAAAUUCCGAUCCACGAAUCCCACUCGUCCUCGACUCACUCGGUAUUUCGAAAUACUUCGCCCUGACGACACUAUCUUACGAUGUCGGCCAUGAAAAGCCACAUGGAGCGAUCUUCGAAGCUGCUUUGAAUAAGGCAAAUGAAGUGCGACCAGUGAUGGAAGGAACGAGAGAUACAGACAUCGUACCGGCAGAGUGCAUCCAUGUCGGAGAUGACAAGGAGCAAGACAUCGAGGGUGCAAGGACUGCCGGAUGGAGAUCAAUAUGGAUGCAGCGA
Messenger RNA from Saitoella complicata NRRL Y-17804, 696 nucleotides. RefSeq names its product HAD-superfamily hydrolase. NCBI's taxonomy places the organism in Eukaryota, Fungi, Ascomycota, Saitoellomycetes, Saitoellales, Saitoellaceae. The annotation marks the transcript as partial. The record is from RefSeq and is a predicted model, not a curated record. The transcript has a single exon.